AAAAUGAGACUUUAACAUCCCAUUCAUUGAUAAUUUGAAGUAGGGUAGGUUGAUUAAGUUUGUUCAUCUUAUCGAAAAAAACCUAUAGGUACUGUGCUUCGUCCGUCGUUGUCCGACGUGCGUGGACGUUUUCAGCAGACUACUAAGCUAUCAUUUACCUGAAAUCAUCAUAAGAUAGUCCUGACCAAGUUUUGUUCUUUUUUAAUUGGUUCGAAAUCCAAGAUGACCGUCAUGACGGUGUCAUUUAGCUGAAUAUUGAUAGAGUUAUUAAGGAAUGGGAGCUUACAGAAUAUGUUAAUUCAAUGUUCGGCUUCUUAAGAUUUUUUGACAUGACAGUCAGGCGGCCACUUUGUAAAAUGAUUACGCAAUCAUAGUUUUCUGAACACAAUUGCACCUGAAACUUAGCUACGAUGAACUUGAGACUGCCCUGACCUAGUGUUGUUAUACUUGCUACCGAGUUGAGCUUGUUUUUAAACUAUAGUACAAUGAAGUUCAGAGUCAGACGACUGUAAAGGCUCAAGCGCCUCUUGUUUUAUAUAAGGGAGGCCUCCCUUGGGCAAGAUGCUUGCUUAUGUCUUCGGAGGCUGCGUUGUGUCCGUGUCAGCCAUACAAAUUUGUGAACGUUCUACUAACGAAAACAUUGGGAAGCAUUGAUCGUCCCUUAUCAUGACCGUCAACUGCAGUUGAAAUUGCAGUACCAGGCAUGUUUUCGGUACUGUAUUUGUUGGGAAACUGAUCACUUCAAUAUAUGCAGUUUUUUAAAGAGACUGGUGUGUUCGGUUGGCUCUUGUGAAUGGGUUCUGUCUCCUAACCGAGAAAUACACGAAUCUUUAAAAUUGUAGUUGCUACUCCCUUUUAGCUCUCAGCAUUUUGGGAGUGUGGCGACUGUAUUUCCGUUGGUAGUAUGUGACCGAACGGGGUAUCCUCCUGUGUGUCUCCGGUAUUAUGAUUCAUUGAGGUAGCACUUAAAAUCGUCAAAAAUUCCGGAUUAUCAAAAGGAGACUUAGCACGAACUUACCGCAGCUUCUCCUGCCCUGAAGGUAGGGCGUAAGAAUUGCUGCCCUAUUUGCAUGAUCUUAGGAGGCGACUAAAUUUGGUUUCUUAUCUUUUCUCUUUCUGAACAACUUUCGUCUGCCUCACGUUUGUUUCUUCAGUUGAGCCUUCGCCCCUGUGAUGAAGGCUCUCGGUUCUGUCUCCUGGCCGAGACAUACCAGAGUCAUUAAAAGUGGUAGUUGCUACUCCUGCUUAGCGCUUAGCAUAUUAGGAGUGGGACGACUGGUUCGCCCGUUGUCAGUAUAAUGUGACCAGGUGGGGUGUGCAGCAGGGUAUCUUCGGUAGUAAGUUUCAGUGAGGUAGCAUUAUAAAUCGGCAUAAGUUCCGGCCUGUCACAAGGAGACUUAACAAGAACAUACCACAGCCUCCAACAACACGCAUAUGCACUCGUCACACGCAUGCAUGUCGCACACACGGGAGACCGCCCUGAAAUGACAUUAGCUCUUGAUGUCAGCUGUUUUUAGGACGUUAAAGAAUACCAUACCGAAUCAAGCCACAUCUAGUACUAAUAUGUGAUGUUCAGUAAUACAUAGUAAGGUUUCCAUGACCAGUAAUGUUUAAAUCUUUCUCGUUUGUAGUAACUUCAAAACUUCCUGUUACCAGCAACAAUAAUGAAGGAAAGAGAGACAUGGAAAAAUGGACUAGAGUUUUUGUUUUCCUGUAUUGGCGUCAGUGUUGGACUUGGAAAUAUCUGGAGAUUUCCUUAUAUAUGCUACAGAAACGGUGGAGGUGCUUUUCUGGUACCGUACUUCCUCUUCCUAGCUAUGAUCGGUAUUCCGCAGCUCCUGCUACAGUUCUCAUAUCCCCAGUACUCUAGUAGCGGACCAGCUAAGGCAUGGGUGUGCUGUCCGCUUUUCAAAGGAAUUGGUUAUGCGAUGAUUCUGACCAACUCGGUUAUUUCGCUUUACUAUAACGUUAUCAUCGCCUGGACACUGUACUACCUUGUCAAUUGUUUCACCCUAAACCUUCCAUGGAGCAGUUGCGAUAAUAUAUGGAACACUGACAAUUGCUAUUUUCGAACCUCUGAAUGGUCAUCAAUGACAGGAAACGCAAGUAGUUAUGAUACAUCAGUUUCUGAGGAAAAAAUUCUAAAGACGAAUGAAACAGUGUCUGCAACAGACGGAAAAACUGCCACAGAGGAAUUUUGGACGUACAAUGUUCUCCAGUUAACUGAUGGUAUCGAGACAAUGGGAACACUGCGCUGGCAGUUACUUCUGUGCAACUUUUCUGUGUGCGUGAUUGUCUUCCUUUGUGUCUUUAAAGGAAUCAAAUUAUCAGGAAAAAUCAUGUACGUGGCCGCUACUGUACCAUAUCUAUUUUUGACGAUCCUAUUGGUGCGCGGUCUUGCGCUAGAUGGAGCAUUGAUGGGGCUGAAGUACUAUUUCAUUCCAAGAUGGGGCGAGUUACUCCGUUCUGCGGUUUGGUUCGAUGCUGCUAGUCAAGUCAUUUUUUCUUUGGGAUUUGGCACUGCUGACCAUAUAAUACUGGCUAGUCACAACAAAUUUCACCAUAAUAUAUACAGAGACGCCAUGAUAGUUCCUGUUGUCGAUGCAUUCACGAGCCUCUUCUCUGGUUGUGUUAUUUUCGUUACCCUUGGUUACAUGGCGACUACGUUUCAAUUAGACAUAGAUAAAGUGGUAACUGAUGGUCCUGGUAUUGCAUUCAUGGUUUUCCCAGAAGCUCUUUCUACACUCCCUUUUCCUCAAAUAUGGUCGACCCUCUUCUUCCUCACUCUUCUUGUGGUCGGUUUGGAUAGUAGGAUAGUCAUGAUACAGGUAUUGACAGGGUCUCUUAGUGACCUUUACCCGGGCCUGUUUCGCUCCAGAGUCUCAUGGACGUCUGCUGUCGUGUGUCUUGUGACAUUUUUGCUUGGAGUACCAUUUGUAUAUCAGGGAGGGAUGUACGUGCUACAGUUAGUAGACUGGUACAUAGCUAGUGUGGCUUUACUGUUGAUCGUCUUCCUCGAAUCAUCUGUCCUGUCAUGGCUUUACGGAUCCCAAAGACUAAGCGAGGAUAUAGCCGUGAUGAUUGGGUAUCCUAUACCGAAGUUCUGGCAGGUGUUCUGGAGAUUUAUAACACCGUGCUGUAUACUGGUUGUCUGGGUAAUGAGUCUAGUAAAGCACAAGCCUGUAACGUUUGGUGGCGAGGCAUAUCCAGUUUGGUCUGUUGGUGUCGGAUGGAUUAUCUCCCUUUUGCCGUUAAUGCCUUUGGUUGGAAAUAUCAUUCUGACUCUUCUUAAACAAGAAGGAAACGUAACACAGAGAUUGCAGCAAUCCAUCAAGCCCUUACCUGAAUGGACAAGAAAUCUUCAAUCAGAUCAAAAUUCGGGACCAAAUGGCGACAUUUUAUUAUCAAGCUAAAAUAUACGAACAAGGCAUACAUUUAAUGCAUACUAUCAAUUGUCUACAUGUUUUCCUAUUCAAUUAUUCAAUUGGUGUUUGUGCACCAUGUUCAAUAUGCUCAGGAUUUAAUUUAGGUAAAGUUGCGUUCAAAGCUUGCUUGACCUCAAUAGAAAUUAUUACGUUAACAUAACUUCGAUGGAGAUUAAUUCAAAAGUGAGUAUUCGAUUAUGACGCACAGAAAUCAAUAGAACUAUUGUGUUCAAGUAAAAUAUUAGACGCUAUGUCGUUACAAUUUUCGGUCUCUAUCACUAUUACUCAGUAAGCCUCGGUUCUGACCCCAAAAUCUACACUCUCGGGCAUAAUUUCCCUAAAGAAAAUUCAUUAAUGAAAAUAGUGACGAAUUUGAGGAUUUCGACAUUAACGAUAAUGAAAAUAUUUCCGAGGACAAAGUAGGAUUUAACGAUGAUAAUUGAGUUGAAGGCAGCAAGGAACUGUCGAAUGUCACUUUUACCGGUAAUGCAUGCAGCUAUGAACACGGAAAUUCUGCCAGUACCUGAAUCUUUGGACUACUUUGAGCGUAAUUUAAAAAACGAUACACUUGAAAAGAUCGUAGAUGAAAUAUAUUAAUAUGCUGCCACGUAUAUGCAAACACACAAAGAGCAUUCAACCCACUCUCGGUACCGUAAAUGGACACAACACUCGGACAAAAUGAAAGCUUUCAUGAGAAUGACGAUUGAAUUCGGCCUAGUUCAACAGCUCAUGUGGGUUAAUGUUGCAUUAAUAAUGGAACAAAAUAAAAGCAUGAUGCUUUUAAAUAAAUACGUUACUUAAUA
Molecule: messenger RNA, 4228 nt
Organism: Pecten maximus
Lineage: Eukaryota; Metazoa; Mollusca; Bivalvia; Pectinida; Pectinidae
Product: sodium- and chloride-dependent GABA transporter 1-like
Exons: 13
Coding region: 1665-3413 (582 amino acids)
Biological process (GO): sodium ion transmembrane transport
Cellular component (GO): membrane
Molecular function (GO): L-amino acid transmembrane transporter activity
Source: RefSeq, a predicted model, not a curated record